Messenger RNA from Ambispora leptoticha, 888 nucleotides. The record is from the annotation of a GenBank genome assembly. NCBI's taxonomy places the organism in Eukaryota, Fungi, Glomeromycota, Glomeromycetes, Archaeosporales, Ambisporaceae.
AUGCUAAAAACCACCAAACUUCCGCGAGAAGUCCAAACGCUCUUAAAACCAUACGUCACCAAGUUCCUUUUUUGUGUGCAUCCAGACUUUUUCUACAACAAUCCAAAAGAAAAACAAGUGAAUACCAAAUCACUACAAACCUUGAACGCUUUAUUGAAUUCUGGUGAUGUGGUAGUCAAAAAGCAAAUUUCUCCUUCUAUUUCCAUAGAGAUGCUUGUAGAUUUUUUUGAGAACCGUAAAAUUUCAGGUGUAAAUUUGGAAUUUUACCAUCGUAAUACUCAGACAGAUACAAGCAGUAGUAAUAAUGACUCUCUAACUCGUUUGAACUCGGUUAUGUGUUGCUUUGUAUCAGCAGCACUUUCUUACGAAAUCCAAAAUUUAUAUAAUUCGCUUGCAUUCUUGCAUUUAUGUCGAAGGAUCGGAAUCCCCGUUGACGCAGCAAGCGAUUCAUUAAUACUGAAAAUACUAAAAGAGAGGAGUAAAAAUGGAAAAGAAGAAAAAAGUAAGACAUCUGAAGCUUCAUCAACACAAAAAUCACUAAGAGAGAUAUUUGCGCACGAAAUCCGGCUAUCGAGAAUCGUAUCUGAUCCGAUUUCUGUAUUGGGCACUUCUUAUAAAAAUGGUAUUGGCAAUAUUAAUGUUAGCAAUGCGCUGACAACUCUAUAUAAAUGCGUCUAUUAUGAAAAUGAUGAUGAAACGAAAGGAUUUGCUCAAACUCGAUCGAAAUUAUCGCAGAAAUUUAAAUGGUGGGGUAAGAUUCCUAUUAUAAUUAUUGAUGUUGAAGUUAAUAAAAAAAUUAAUGAUGGAGGAAUUUUGUUGAUGCAUUAUGAUUGGCCAGAGAAAGGUUUGUAUUUAUUUGGCUUGUUACCAUUAUUUGUUGAUUGUUGA